AUGGGGAAGGUGCCAAAGAAGAGGAGCAUGGCCGACAAGGUUCGCAAAACCAAGACCUCUACUGAGAUCAAAAACAACCCCUUUGAAGUGAAGAUCAACAGGAAGAAAUUUGAAAUUUUGGGGCAGAAAUCCAAGCAUGAUGUGGGUCUGCCUGGUGUGUCUCGAUCCAAAGCCAUUAAUAAGAGAAAAGACACCCUCCUGAAGGAAUACAAACAGAAGGGCAAGUCCAGCAAAUUCAUUGACAGACGCUUUGGGGAGUAUGACACCAAUAUGGCACCAGAAGACAAAAUCCUGCAGAGGUUCGCCAUGGAGAGACAGCGUAACCAUGACAAGAAGGAUGUGUACAACCUGAACGAGGAGGAGGAGUUGACCCAUUACGGCCAGUCGCUGGCUGAGAUGGAGAAAUUCAAUGACAACGUGAAUAGUGAUGAUGAAUCAGAAGAGAAAGGUCUUCUGUCAGCCGAGCUGACUGCCUCCCACUUUGGAGGAGGGGGUCUCCUCAGAAGGAAAACAUCAGGGGACCAGGAGGGGGGGGAAGAAGGAGCCCCGAGGGCCAAAUCCAGACAAGAGCUGAUUGAAGAGCUCAUCCAGAAGUCCAAGCAGGAUAAGCGAGACCGACAGGUGCAGAAAGAGGAAUCGCAGGAGCUGACGGAGAAACUGGAUCACGACUGGAAGAACAUCCAGGCUCUGAUGGUGAAGAAGAUUCCCAGAGCGGAACGUGUCGAGGAGGAGAAGCCCAAGUUGGAACAGUAUGACAUGAUGGUCCGAGAGCUCGUGUUCGAGAUGAAGGCUCAGCCCUCAGAGAAGCUGAAGACCCCCGAGGAGGUCGCCCGGGAGGAGAGGGAGAAGCUGCAGAAACUAGAGGCGGACCGUCUGAGGAGGAUGAUGGGAGAUCAGGUCGUGGAGAGUUCACAGAGUCAGACUCACAUGUCAGCUGAUGACCUCAACGACGGCUUCAUCCUGGAUAAGGACGACCAGAAGACCCUUUCUUAUCAGGAUGGAAAAUGGAACAUUGAAGAGGAGAAAGGGGAAGAUAAGGAUGGAAAGGAAGAAGAGGGAGAGGAGGAGGAAUCAGAGGCAGAAGAGGGAGAUGAAGAAGAGGAGGCGGAGGAUGAGGAAGAAGAAGAAGAAGAGGAGGAGGAGGAGGGCAGUAGUGAAGAAGAAGAAGAUGCGCACUCUGACCUUGAGUCCGAGCAAGAAAGCGAGGAUGAGGAGACACAACAGGAGGAAGAGGAGACCAGCGCCCAACCGAGUCUGAGCACAGAAGAGCUGAAGGCCCAGCAGGAGGCCGCGAAGGCAGAGCUCCCGUACACAUUCACUGCUCCAGAGAGCCUUAGCGACCUGAAGGAUCUGCUGCAGGGUCACACCCCCGACAACCAGCGCAUCAUCGUGGCCAGGACUCAGAAAAGCAACCAUGCUAGUCUGGCUGUAGGCAAUAAGCUCAAACUGCAGAAACUGUUAGGCUUCCUGUUGGAGUACGUUGAAGAUCUGGCCACCAGGAGUCCCCCUGAACUCACCACCAUUGAUAAGCUCAUACCAGAGUUGUACACUUUGUGUCAGAUGUUUCCGGAAGCAGCCUGUAAGACCAUGCAGAGCAUCCUGGGAGACGCUGGACACAGCACGGGGGAGGUGCUCGAGGUCAAAGGGCAUCUUCCUUUCCCAACACUAGACAUGAUCGUCUACCUGAAGUUGACAGCCCUUCUGUUUCCUACGUCAGACUUCAGACACCCGGUCACCACUCCUGCGCUGCUGUACAUCAGCCAGGCUCUCACCAAGUGUCCAGUGAGAUCCCUACAGGACGUGACGUCAGGGUUAGUGCUGUGCUGUCUGGCGGUGGAGUACGUCUCCUUUUCAAAGCGCUUCCUGCCUGAGCUCAUCAACUUCCUGGCUGGAACGCUACACCUGGCUGUACAGGACAAGACCUCUCUAGGUUACAUCGUGGUGCCGCCCUUCAGGCCUUCAGGGAAGUGCAGCGAUCUGCUGGUGGUGUCAGACUCUGAGUCCUGCAAGAGCUGGAGCCAGAAGAGCCUUCCACUGUCUGCGGCCCAACACCUGGAGCUGAAAAAUAACCUGGACAAAGACCACCACAGGUUGACGUGUCUGUCUACCUGCCUGGACCUGGUAAAGCGCUGCUGCCUGCUCUACAAAGACCUCAUGUCUUUCUCACACAUCUUCCAGCCAAUCAGAACGCUGCUUUCCAAACAUCUUUCAGCCCAAGCGUUACCAGAUCCUUUGAAGGAGCUCCACAGUGAGAUCCUGGAGAUCAUCAGCGGUGUUCCUGCGGCCCACAGUCGGCUGGUUUUAGAGAAGAGGAAGCCCAUUCCUCUGAAGCUGCUCACACCCAAGAUUGUUGAAAUAUUGGACUAUGGAAAGAAGCGUGGAAGCAACAGAGAGGAGAGGGAGAGGGAGCGACUGAAGCACAAGUACAAGAAGGAGUUCAAGGGCGCUCUGAGGGAGAUCAGGAAGGACACGCGCUUCCUGGCCAGAGAGAAGCUCAACGAGGUCAUGGACAGAGAUUCGGAGAGAAAGAAGAAGGUGAGGGAGCUCUUCGGAAGCUUAGCCACUCAGGAGGGAGAGUGGAAGGCCCUGAAGAGGAGGAAGAACAAGUGAAAGUCUUCAUCGCUUCUCUCCAUCACCUGUUUCCCGUCAUAUGGACAUCCAACAGCCUGUACAAGGUUGAAUUUGGUGGAACUGGGAACUGUUUUGUGCUUAAAAGAUUCAUUUUUAAUCACAAGAGGAUACAUUUACCUUCUUUAUUGCAACAUGCAUUUUAGAUUGUCAAAUCGCUGUCAGAAAUGCAAAGAGUUGUCAAAUAUUAUGUGACGAUCGGGAUACUGUUGUUGGACGUGUCAGUCAACACAACAGAGAUUACUGGGUUUCCUUAUUCCUUUAUUCUCCUCAGAAACCAUCCCUAUUAUGUGCUUGAAUACAGAACAAAUAAAUGACUGUUCUUUUCCAUCAA
This is a messenger RNA of Trematomus bernacchii (emerald rockcod), 2962 nucleotides long. It is a transcript of the gene nop14, whose product is annotated as NOP14 nucleolar protein homolog (yeast). Gene Ontology annotation, biological process: maturation of SSU-rRNA. The transcript is spliced from 18 exons. The coding region runs from base 1 to 2610 and encodes 869 amino acids. Gene Ontology annotation, cellular component: small-subunit processome; Noc4p-Nop14p complex; nucleolus. Lineage: Eukaryota; Metazoa; Chordata; Actinopteri; Perciformes; Nototheniidae. The record is from RefSeq and is a predicted model, not a curated record.